This is a messenger RNA of Aspergillus calidoustus, 783 nucleotides long. The record is from the annotation of a GenBank genome assembly. Lineage: Eukaryota; Fungi; Ascomycota; Eurotiomycetes; Eurotiales; Aspergillaceae.
AUGACGAGCCUUAUCGACCACAACCCUCACAGCGAGUCUAUCGGAUACUCCUUCUCUCAGUCAACGAAUGCUGGAAACAAGGAACACUCUUUCUAUCCAUACACCGAUAACGGCGGUUCAGUCCUUGGAAUAACCGGCGAAGACUUUGCCGUCCUCGCUGGCGACACCCGCUCCACCUCCGGAUACAACAUCAACUCUCGCUACGUCCCCAAGGUAUUCAGGAUUGGGGGAGAUGAAGACGGAGAAGGGGCGCAAAUUCUGCUAUCGGUAGUCGGGUUUGCUGCGGAUGGCUUAGCCCUCAAAGAGAAGCUCGAUGCGGUGGUGAAGAUGUACAAGUACCAGCAUGGCAAGCCCAUGACUGUCCGAGCGUGUGCCCAGCGACUUUCGACCAUUUUGUACGGAAAGAGGUUCUUUCCGUACUAUGUCCAGGCGAUCCUGGCUGGUCUAGAUGAAGAAGGCAAGGGUGCGCUGUACGGCUACGAUCCGGUGGGCUCGUAUGAGCGGGAGCAAUGCAGAGCUGCUGGUGCUGCGUCUAGCUUGAUUAUGCCGUUCUUGGAUAACCAAGUCAACCUAAAGAACCAGUAUAUUCCCGGCAGCGGAGAGGGACAUGCCUUGGAGGCCAGGAAACCUGAGCCAAUGCCUAGAGAGACCGUGGAACAACUCGUACGGGAUGCGUUCACCAGCGCGGUAGAGAGACAUAUUGAGGUUGGAGAUGGCUUACAGAUGUUGGUUAUCACGUCAAACGGGAUAGAGGAGAUUUACCACCCUCUGAAGAAGGACUAG